Molecule: messenger RNA, 3129 nt
Organism: Diospyros lotus (date-plum)
Lineage: Eukaryota; Viridiplantae; Streptophyta; Magnoliopsida; Ericales; Ebenaceae
Product: transcription factor bHLH143-like
Exons: 4
Coding region: 985-2052 (355 amino acids)
Source: RefSeq, a predicted model, not a curated record
AAGCAUCACUUCUUCUUCCUCCACUCGUACACAGGGAGUUCAACUGAUCUUCUGCUCCGUCGGUUCUGAUAAACGGCAAUCGCCAUAUGUAUAGAUAUAUAUAUAUAUAUGUAUAUAACUAAUGGAUAACUUUUCGCAGUCUGUGAGGUCAACGAUCGCUCCUUUUGUAUGCGUGAUCUAACGGAUCAAACUCUGUCUUCUCCAACUCUUACAAUCUGAGUCUCUGAUAAAUUGGAUUACUGGGUCUUGGGGUAUAGCAUCAAAGUUUACAAAUUUGGCUAUUUCAAUUGUGCUAGAACUGGAACAAUAUGCGGUGGUGGAUUCUAUCAGUUGACGUGUUCCGCAAAGCCUUUGCAUUGAACUUAUAUUGUAGGGUUAUUUUAUAAAAUUGCUUCCUUUCCAUUGAAAUCAAUUUUGCUUCUAGUCCCUGGUUUUCAUCUUUCCAUGGGAUCCGAUCACUUUGUUUUCAACCCGUGUUAUAUCUGUAGGAUUAGCUGAGAGAAAAAAAGGCCAAAAACAACUUGAACUUUCCGUUACUUUCUUGUCUUCUGUUCGGUUGAUAUCUCAAGUCUCAACAAUCUAAUCAGUCAUUAGUCUAUACAUCUAGUUCGGUUCAUUUCUGCUCUAUUUUGUGCUACUUGUUAUUCGCGGAUACUGCAUUGUGAUUGACGGUAGAAAGAAGUUAUGGUGUGCCAAGCAGCAAGCCAAACGAGAUUCCGGGCAUUGAAACAUGAGAAUGGGAUUGCAGGGAGAGCGACCAUUAUAGUUAGAGUGAUAGCAUGUUUUCAACCUUUGCAAGAUUGCCAGGCCGAGUACUUCCGUCACUUACUUAAACCUGUUACGUAAUUUGGGUUCACGUUUGCACCUUCACAUCAAGCUGGGAUUUAGUUUCUAUUUUCCAUUUUUAUUCCUCAUUCAAGAAAGUGAUUUUGCACAUUAGAGAUACCAAGUACUUCUAUAUUCUGGUUUACUUGCUUUGGCUGGAUGGUUAAGGCUGAAGCCUCUUGGCUGUUACAGCAGAGUUCUGCUUGUGAUUUGGCCAACUUGAAUUGCACGAGCAGGCUGUUACAGCAUGGGCAACAAAGUGUUCUUCCAUCUCCCACGAACCAUUGCAUGGUUUCUACUGAUGUGACAUUUCCAGGUUUUGGAGUUCCUGGUCUCCGUGGUCCUGGAAUUGGUCAAAGUAAUGGAGUUCCUGGGUGGUUUCAGCACAGGCCUCAUCAUCGUUUGGAGAACUUGCCUGCCACUUUAGGCCCAUAUCUCCAGGAAAAGCCAUAUGCCAUAUGUCAUGGGCAUGGGGUCGAGGCUACGCCAAAUGCUGUAUCUGGGUCUACACAGAAAAAAUUUAUCAUUUUUGAUCACUCUGGGAAUCAUACAAGAUUGUUUUUCAGUCCACAUUGCUCUCCUUCCCAGAAUCCAAUUGUUCCACCAACAAAAUCCCUGAAUCCUUUUGAUUUUCAUGAAAGAAGACAGCCUGCAGCUAAGGUGGAGCAUAUUUUCCCCACCGAGCCUAUAAUUGAAGAAAAAUCUGAUGAGAAUCAAAUAAUUGGUGAGGCAAGUGAGAUGCAUGAGGACACAGAAGAAAUCAAUGCCUUGCUUUAUUCAGAUGAUGAUGGCGAUGAUAGUGAAGAAGAUGAAGUAAGAAGCACCGGCCGUUCUCCAUUUGCUAUUUGCAAGAAGCGUGAACAGACAGAAGAAAUAACGGAGGAAGUUUCUAAUUCAUAUGGUCCAAUGAAAAGGCAAAGACUGAUUGAUGGUGGUUACAAGAAAUCAUCAUUAAUGGCUGUACCUAGUUCAGCAGAACCACAUAGAUUCUUUUGCAAGUCUGACGAUGAUGCGGAAUCAAGCUGUGCCAAAGGCAGGAAUCAAGGGGAUGAUCAAAAUUCCACUAUAGGGACCAAGCAAUUGAAGGAUAAGAUCUGCGAGACAUUGAAAAUCCUUGAAAACCUUAUUCCUGGUGCAGCAAGAAAUGAUCCGGUGUUGCUUAUCGAGGAGGCUAUUGGCUACUUGAGUUAUUUGAAGCUCAAGGCCAUGGCCUUAGGCGUUGGCUAGCUACCUUUAAGAGCGGCCCCCCUUCCGUAAUAAUAUUGUGGGGUUGAAGGGAGGGAAAGAAGGGCAGUAAGUAAACCCCAUGGAGUUCUUAAACCGAAAUGAUUUAUGGGUUUGAAAACCAUACAGUGGCUUUGUGAAAGCGGUUGUGGCCUUUCUCCAUCUGUCUAAAGGAGCAGUUCAUAUUAUAAUGGACCAGUAAAGGCAAAGUUUAGUGGGGACGAAUUCGCACUUUACUCUGCUGCAGGUGGUGAAGAAAAUGGGGGGGCUUAUAAUUGUUGACUGGAAAUGAUUACUUUCAAGCUUUUGAGGGGGGCUUAAAGAAAGCAAGAUUUGAACACAUGGUUAUGUUGAUAUUGGUUUGGGGGGGGGGGGGGGGGCUGUGCUCUUGAGGAUCUUUAUUUCCUUCUUUUUCAUGGCACUGUUGAGGAGGCAGCCCAGCCCAUAGAUUAAAGGGGGCGGCAGUGCAUGCGUGUUAGGUAAUAUUGGGCCCUACCCUCCACACACCGCUCUUUGCUUCCCCACCUUUUCUUCUCUCUUUAAUAUUUAAGGCAGUGCUUGUGCUGGGGCCCCCACCCCAGCGAUGGCAUCCAUGACCAAAUCUUGUCGUAAAGGUUGGUUUGUUUGCAUGUGAUUGUGAAGUGAAGCUGGAGGUCGUACAGUGGUGGGUUGUUUGUGUGGUUGGCUUGCUUUUCUGGUGUGUUAGUGAAGUGAUCCUGUUGCAGACUGUUGUGUUCCUGAUUCUGCCACCAUGAACCCACCCGCUACCUGUACGCUAAUAGAUGAAAUUUCCCAGUUUGUUGCAUCUUUAUUGUUAUUAUAGUUAUUGGCAAGUAAAAGUUGAUGUAAACUGAGUUUGUGAACAGCUGUCAGCAGUAUCUUUGAUUUGUGUGAAUGGUGUGGUGUGGGGGACCUAUUUAUAUUUAUAUGGAUGCCUUUUAACUUGGGGUGCUGGGUGCUUUGUGCUGUGAGUGAGUUUGUCUUGAUUUGUUUUCAUGGUUAUGUGGGCACUGGGACUAUAUGCUUGAAAUGUGGCUCCGCAUUGGAAUAAAUUAUCUCACAAAGUUUCUCUUCUCUUUU